GGUGGCCCGGAGAAGCGGCUGCUGCGGGGAGUCUGAUUUCCAGUCCUGUUUAUUAAUAACCCCCCCCGCCCCAUGCUAAGCCCAUGUGCAGUGCAGAGCCGGAGGCGCUGGGCUCCAGGGGAGGAAGGGACAUGAUGGCACAGCCCGAGCCCCCUCCAGAGCUGCAGCUGGAUGAAGCUGGAGCAUCCUCAGCCCCUCAGGGAGCGGCUGCAGGAGCUGCUCCACACCCGGACCAUCCACACAGCCCGUUAGACCCAUCAGGGGGCGUGGGGGUGACACCCCUGCUCAGGGGCAGCCCAGGCUCCAGCCAGGAGCUGCAGGCUACCAGCAGGGACACCUCCUUGGAGCUAAACGUGCCAGGGACCCAGCUGGACGUGGAUGCAGCCGGGGCUGGGAUCCCACUGGAUGUGGACGUGGCAGGAGUCCCGCUGGACGUGGAUGCAGGUGGGACAGGAAUCCCACUGGACAUGGAUGCAGAUGGAGUAGAGAUUCCACUGGAUGUGGAUGCAAGUGGGACAGGGAUCCCAGUGGAUGAGGAUGCAUCAGGGAUCCCACAGGACUUGAAUGCAGGUGGGGCAGGGAUCCCACUGGAUGAGGAUGCAGAUGGAGCAGCGAUCCCACUGGACAUGGACACAGACAGGGCAGGGGUUCCGCUGGACAUGGAUGCAGAGGGAGCAGGCAGCCCUCUGGAUGCAGACACCACAGAACACCAGUGCCUGACCCUGGAAGAGCUGGGGAACUACUUCCAAGAGUGCAUCGAAAUCGUGGAGCAGCUGGAGAAGGAGAGGGACGGCCUGAUCGCGGAGCUGGCGCGGCUGCGGGAGCCGGCGCUGCAGGAGAUCCGCCACGCCCACGAGGAGAUCCAGGCGGCCUGCAGGCUGCUGGCCAAGGUGGAGCUGGAGAGGGACAACCUGAGGGACGAGAUCCGCCAGAUCAAGCAGAAGCUGUUCAGGGUGACCAAGGAGUGCGUGGCCUGCCAGUACCAGCUGGAGAGCCGGCGCCACGACCUCUCCCAGCACGCCGCCUACCAGGGCGAGCUGGAGAGCCAGGCCGGGCAGCUCUCGGGGGAGCUGUCCCAGCUGAAGGAGACCUGUGAGAAGGAGAAGGAGGCCCUGAGGCAGCGCCUGGAGGCCCCGCCGUGCCGGCAGGACAACCUGUACCUGCAGGAGAGCCGCCGGCUGUCGGUGGAGUUCGAGAGCUUCGUGGCGCGGAGCCGGCGGGGGCUGGAGGAGCACUACGAGCCGCAGCUGCUGCGGCUGCUGGAGCGGCGCGAGGCCGGGGCCAGGGCGCUGCAGGAGAUGCAGGGGGAGAUCCAGGGCAUGAAGGAGGCCCUGAGGCCCCUGCAGGGCGAGGUCAGCCGGCUGAGGCUGCAGAACCGCAGCCUGGAGGAGCAGAUCGUCCUGGUCAAGCAGAAGCGGGACGAGGAGGUCGGGCAGUACCGGGAGCAGGUUGAGGAGCUGGAAGACAGGCUGAAGGAGCUGAAGAACGGGGUGCAGCUCCAGCAGCGCAAGAACCAGGAGCUGGAGGAGCUGAGGACGAGCCUCCACAGGGAGCUCUCCAUCUACAAGAGCUGCUUGGAAAUCUAUGGACACCUUUGCAAAUCAGAGGAAAAGGCAGACCAGGACUGUUAGAACCGUGGAAUUUUCCUCCUUGUAGCAAAAACAAUGGACAGAGGAUCUAACAAGGGAUGUCUCCUCGUGCUGCUUAUCCUGCCUGAAGCGCAGCUGCUGCCUGGAGUCGGGAAUAGCACCCAGUCCUUUCCCUGGGUGUGUUUCUCCAGGUGCUGCUGCUGCUGCUCAUGUAGCAAAAACUGCUUUUCCACAGAGGAGCAGAGCAAACAAUCCUUGCACUGAAAACAAUGGACAUGGAUGAGGAAUAACAGAUUUAUGUUUUGCUGUGUUUGGGGAAAACGUGUCUUGUCCCAUCAAUGGAACUGUUUCAAACCUGCACAGAGAGUUCUGAGGGAGAGGGGGGUUUGACUUUUAAAAAGUUUACAUGCAAGAGAAGCUUUAUCCUUUGAACAGGAUUUUCUUUUGUAUUUCAAGGGUCUCUGCUGUACUGGGAUGUGCCCCACAGAAACGAGGUGGUGGGUAAGAGGUUUCCACUUUAUAUCGAGUCUCACACUGAAAAUAAAGGUCAGAGUUUAAGGA
Messenger RNA from Myiozetetes cayanensis, 2150 nucleotides. RefSeq names its product syncoilin, intermediate filament protein (gene SYNC). The transcript is spliced from 4 exons. NCBI's taxonomy places the organism in Eukaryota, Metazoa, Chordata, Aves, Passeriformes, Tyrannidae. The record is from RefSeq and is a predicted model, not a curated record. Bases 84 to 1631 code for a protein of 515 amino acids. Gene Ontology annotation, cellular component: intermediate filament.